Messenger RNA from Lycium barbarum (goji berry), 739 nucleotides. RefSeq lists its product as uncharacterized. Bases 61 to 435 code for a protein of 124 amino acids. Lineage: Eukaryota; Viridiplantae; Streptophyta; Magnoliopsida; Solanales; Solanaceae. The transcript has 2 exons. The record is from RefSeq and is a predicted model, not a curated record.
UAUCACAAAAUCAAGAAGUAGUUAUAUUUUACUAUAUUGUUUCAAACAAGAAAACAAAAAAUGGGAUCAAAGGCAUUUAUGGUUCUAGGCAUUGUUUUGGCUAUUUUUCUUGUGCUAACCUCAGAGGUUGCAGCUAGGGAGUUGGCUCAGAGCUCCACCACUUCUCAGGACAACGGACAGGAAAAUGAGUUAAACGACGCCAAAUUUCUAGAUGUAGUUAUUCACGGACACAGAGGAGGAAUGGGACGAGGAAUGGGACGAGGUGGAUUUGAAGGAGGAUAUGGUGGUGGCCGCGGAUAUAAUGGCGGUUAUCCCAGAGGAGGAUAUGGUGGAUAUUAUCCUGGUGGUGGCCGUGGACAUAGUGGUGGUUAUCCAAGAGGAGGAUAUGGUGGAUAUUAUCCUGGUGGUGGUUAUGGAGGAUGGCCUCGCAACUAAUUGAUUAAUUACUAAGGAAUAUAUAUAUAUAUAUAUAUAUGAAGAAUAUUCAUGGUGGCUAUUUAUAUUUCAGUAUUGUGUGUAGUAGCAGGUAUAGUUUUGUUGUUGGAAGUAUGAAUAAAUGUAUAAUAAACCUCCAUUCAUUUAGUAUGAAUGGAUGGUUAUCAAUUAUCACGUCAGGUUUCUUUACGUAGUUAAUUAUAUCAGGGAACUUACUUUAUAGUAUGCAUCCGUUUUCGUUUACAUGUAAUUGUCAUCCAAAUAGUUAAGGGAAAAUCUAAUAAAGUUAUAUCUUUCCUUUGUA